Octopus bimaculoides (California two-spot octopus) is the source of this 3425-nucleotide messenger RNA. RefSeq lists its product as uncharacterized. The record is from RefSeq and is a predicted model, not a curated record. NCBI's taxonomy places the organism in Eukaryota, Metazoa, Mollusca, Cephalopoda, Octopoda, Octopodidae. Gene Ontology annotation, biological process: nuclear-transcribed mRNA catabolic process, nonsense-mediated decay. Gene Ontology annotation, molecular function: telomerase RNA binding; protein binding; telomeric repeat DNA binding. Gene Ontology annotation, cellular component: telomerase holoenzyme complex.
UGUCGUCGUAUUCGGUUUCGUUGCAACGAUAAUUGUUAAACGGUGUAAACGGUGUGAAAUAAUGAUUGCUCCCCGAGGUUUAGCGUCAGCAACCUGUGUCCUGUCAUGGAUGGCACAGCUGAUGGUUAAGUAACUUCACUGCGAAGUUUCGCUGGAUUUCCAGUCUCUGGAAGAUGAGCACUGCUCCUCAAGUCCUCAGACAAGCAGAAGCUUUGAAGGCAACUGUGGCUGAUCCUAGCAAGAAUGUGUCUGAAGUUUGGGUAUCACGUCAAAAGCUGGAGGAUCUUUACAAGAAGCUGCUGAUAAUGGAUUUAGAAUAUGCUUUGGACAAGAAAGUGGAACAAGACCUGUGGAACCAUGCUUUCAAAAAUCAAAUUAACACCCUUCAAACUCAAGCUAAGGACAAUCAGAAUCCAAAAAGACUCGAAGUGCAAGCCAGCCUCAAUCUGUUCCUUGAAACAGCAAGUGGGUUCUACCUUCAGUUAUUACAGCUACUAUGUACGACCUUCAAGUUGGACCUGCCUUUCAGGCGGAAAUCUUCAGCUUAUGGAAUUAUAAAAGAGAAAAAUCCUUUAAAAGCGAAAAUCACUCCUCCCAAAAAGAACUCCUGUUUCUACAUCUGUCAGCAUUGCCUUGUUCAUUUGGGAGAUAUCGCUCGUUACCGCCAAGAAGUGGAUCAAGCACAAACGUAUUACUGGCAUGCUGCUAAUUUGGUACCAUCAAAUGGUCAACCCUACAACCAGCUGGCCAUACUUGAGGCAGCCCGUGGUAACAAGCUGACCACAGUGUUUUAUUACAUCCGCAGUUUAGCAGUGAGGCACCCCUUCCCUGUGGCUGCUACCAACCUUGAGAAGUUCUACAGCAAACUUGCCAAAGACUCGACUGACUUCAAAGGCAAGCUGUCGAUGAGUGAGCUUAUUGCGGCCUUUCUACAGUUCCACGCCCUCAUACACCUCAAAGCUGACUAUGAACGUGCUGCUUGUCUCUCUGAGAAGUUACUCACCAGCCUCCCAGCUCACGUGACCUCACAAAGUUUCUCCACUCCCAUGCUCAUUCAAAUUAUUGCCAUCAACCUGUUUACUAUGCACCACGCCAAACGACAAAUGAACGAUGGUUUCUUCGACUCCAACAGCCAACCUGACAAGCAGGAAGAGGAAAGUAAAGUGGAGGAGAAGGGAUUUGAUAUGGCGUUCAAUUUUACAGUUUUACUUCUGGACAUAUUGCUACAUUAUACUCCCAAGCAAGAACAGAAACUUCGAGAUUUUUUCACUUUACCUGCUAUCAAGAUACUUUUGGACUGGUUGUGGUCAGAUCCAGUUUAUUUCAGUAAUAAUUUCCUGAAAUCUUCGAGUGUCUGGUCAAAUUUGUCUAAAUUGCUGAACAUGGUACAAGAACAACCAGUGAACGGAGAAUGUCUUGACCUCUCACAAUAUUUUGAUGUCCCCUUACCUGAAGAUUAUGAUCUAAGGUGCUUUCAACCAAUUGAAAAAGCACACAGUAAUUACAGCUUUGAUGCCGAAACUGUUCCGACCGAGAUAGAAAUACAACUCCGAGCUUUACGCUUGAUUAAUCAUGGCAAAUGGAUUGUUGAGAAAUGUUCAGAUCUGCGGCUCUUAUCAAUGCAAGUGAACAAGUCUGGCCGACUACACUUUCAGUUCCCUGGAGGUCAGCAACCAGUGACACAGUACAGGACAUUGUACAUCAAUACCGCUGAUGGCAAAGAAAACAAAGGUGAUAUUGGUCAUUGUAAUGUUGACAAACAGUCAAGCAGACAAAAUGUUGCCAUCCAGGCAAUUAUCCAGAAACAGAACCAAAUCACUGACAAAAACUCACCUGACAAAGAAGUCAAAAACAUUAAUAAGCAAUUGAUGAAAAUUCCAACGGAUAACCAGAGCAAAGGGUGCAACAUAAACCCUCACCGUUACUUACUUGGUGUUCCGACUACCGAUCCCCAGUUCAUGAAACCUGGUGGCAACCGCCCAGUCUCCAUAGCUCCCACGCCGCAGUCCGUAAGCAAGGCCAAUGUUGCCCCACACCCGACAGCUCCCUCCCCUCUACCUCUGGAUCUUCUGCCCCCAUCUCCCACCCCGAACAGCGUCAACACGAACCAGUUUUCUUCAUCACUUCAGUAUAGAGGCCCGAGUCCAUCAUUUCCUUCCCACAUUGCUUUGUCCUCGGCAAACGUUCGACUACAGCAACAGCAGCAACUGCAGCAGCAGCAGCAGCAGCAGCAGCAGCAGCAACUGCAUUCUCAGCAAGCUCCGCAGCAAUCCUACCCUUCCGUCAACCAGACUCAGUUUCCGAGAAGAGGUCCUUUCCUGCCACAUCAAACAUCUCAGUCAUUCUUGCCGCCAUCAUCAAAGUUCCCCGCUGCAGUCCCCACUCAGUCUGCAAACAGUGGGGGACCCUUGAGUAAUCACCAGUUCCUGAAUUUUACAAACCAGCCUUCCCCACCUGGGCCGCCUGCUCCUCCUCACUACCCACAGGCUUUCGGCCCUUCGGCUGGCGAAACCCUGAAAGGGCAGAAGUCGUCUAGCAGUAUGCAAUGCCAGAAGUCGACGCCAUCACCCAUUGGGGGUCCAUUGAGUGGACCCCAACAGAACCCUUCUCCACAGCAGCAGCAAGGUUUGGGGCAAUCAGCAGCAGCAUCAGCAGCAGCACAGAGUCAAGUGCACCCAGACACUCUAAAUAAGUCAUUGCUGAACUCAUUGUCACAAAGUUUAGCCCUAUCUCUAGCCGAGGGUUGUUCUCCCACUGAGGACAUGGAACAUAGCGAGCUUCAACAACCGUGUGAUGACUUCACUACGGAUCCUUCAGACAUCUUGGGUGGUUUCUCUCAUUUAGUUGCUAUUCAGCCACCUAAACCCAGCCAGCUUGAUUUUCUAGCUUCUUCGAAACCCUUCCAAGGACACGCUGAAGGAGUUCCGAAACCUGACAGUCCCUUAGCAGCAUCAGAGAAAAGUUUACUUGGUACUGAAGGAGAAUGUCUGUCAGGUCCCAGUCAUGAAAUGAACUCACAACCUGGAACUUACUCCCUGUUUAGUUCCUCACCUUGGUCAGUCCAUAUCACUGCUGCCGGAGAUUCUAAGAGUCUGGGAUCAUCUCCGUUCUCAUCGCAGGCAAGUAGCAUCCGCAACUCACCGGACCCGUUAUCCGAGACCUACUGCACCGAAUCCAGCAUGGUGACCCCAACUUUUGCCAGUGGCUUCGGUUUCUCCUUUUCAUCUGCCAACGACCACUGGGGUUCUUCACCACCGGCCCCGGCACCUCUUCAGUCUACUCCACCUAAUGCUGCUGCUGCUGCUCCCCCCCCUCCAGUGCCCACAGGACCUCCUGGAGGAGCCACGUCGUCAUACUUAUUCCAGGGAAACCUCCAAUUCAGUGAUCUAUCUAUUUGCAUAACUAUUGAUAUAUCUGUAGAUUGA